Messenger RNA from Lasiodiplodia theobromae, 789 nucleotides. Its product is annotated as putative short-chain dehydrogenase. The record is from RefSeq and is a predicted model, not a curated record. Lineage: Eukaryota; Fungi; Ascomycota; Dothideomycetes; Botryosphaeriales; Botryosphaeriaceae. Gene Ontology annotation, molecular function: oxidoreductase activity. The transcript has 4 exons. The coding region runs from base 1 to 789 and encodes 262 amino acids.
AUGCCCUCGCUUUCAGCCAAUCUUACGGGAAAGACGGCGAUUGUGACUGGAUCUUCAAGGGGUAUUGGUGCAGGCAUUGCGCUGGAUCUUGGUCGGCGCGGUGCCAAUGUCGUGGUCAACUAUACGAGCGAAAAAUCCGGCGCCGCCGCCGAGAGCAUAGUCCAAGCCAUCGAGUCGAUGAAACUGGGAGCACGAGCCCUCGCAGUACGCGCAGACGUGGCUGUUGCGGCAGAUCGCCAGAGGCUGGUGGACGCGGCACUGGCGCUGAGCCCCUCCAAGCACAUCGAUAUGCUUGUCCACAACGCCGGGAACGGCGACGACCGCUAUCUGGUGGAUCUUGACGAAGACUUCUUCGACAUGCAAAUAGAUCUGAACUUGAAAGCACCCGUGUUCUUGACGCAGAUUGCGCUCCCGCACAUGCCACGUGGUGGCAGAAUUGUUAUCAUUUCAUCCGUGUCGGCCAGGAUGGGGGUUCCCCAGCAAAGUAUCUACGCGGCUAGUAAAGUGGGAACAGAGGCACUGGCGCGAGUGUGGGCGACGGAGCUGGGGCAAUCCCGCGGCAUUACCGUAAACUGCGUGAACCCUGGACCCGUCGCCACAGAAAUGUACUACGCCAGCUCACAGGAGUUCAUUGAUGCCUUGAAGCCACUGAUUGAUAGUACUCCUGCCGAGGCAAGGAUGGGUGAGGUCGCAGAUAUUGUACCGCUCGUCAGCUUCCUAUGCUCCGAGGAGAGCCGGUGGGUAACCGGAAGUGUUGUUAGCGCAAGUGGAGGGCUUUUGUUCUUCUAG